Messenger RNA from Solenopsis invicta (red fire ant), 1527 nucleotides. RefSeq lists its product as uncharacterized. The transcript is spliced from 4 exons. The record is from RefSeq and is a predicted model, not a curated record. Lineage: Eukaryota; Metazoa; Arthropoda; Insecta; Hymenoptera; Formicidae. The coding region runs from base 103 to 993 and encodes 296 amino acids.
GCCUGCAUUGUCAAUAUUUAUUUUGUGUUCCGAUUCUUCACGCAACAUAGAACUCAGUGCCUCUUUCUAAAAAUUAUAUUGUUCCUUUAACUUUCUUUAAAAAUGAACGUACAAAAAAUCAAUCGUGUGCCUUUUUCAGUUUUUGUAGAGGAUAUUGGGAAAACAUUUACAUUUCAAUUAACAGAAGUAGAAGCUGCAAGAGCAACUACAGAUAGUGUUUUUAUAUUAGACUUAGUUAAUAAAGAGUAUGCAAGGCAGAAGAAAACACAAAUUAGCAAGACCAAUGAGAGACUUGACCUUUGUAAUACAUUUAUGGAAAAAGAUUUAUCUCCUGUCCCGUGCUCAUCUAUCUCAGAGGUAAAUGAUUCUCUGGACAUCACAUCUGCACAAUCAGAUACUGUAUACUCAGUACCGCACACUUCAACACAAAAUGUUGAAGAGUCAACUGAUAAUGAAAAAACUUUAUUUAUAUGGUCAUCAAAGACUGUAUACUUACUCCUGGAGAAAUAUGAGGAACGAAUGAAUGAAUUCUCUUCGGGAACAAAACGUCAUUCUAAAAUCUGGGAAAAUAUUGCAAGCGAGAUGAAUAAAGUUGAUCCAAAUAUUGCAGUAUCAGGACCACAAUGUCAGUCAAAAAUGAAUAGCAUGAAAAAAAUAUAUAGAAAAAUCAUAGACCACAAUAAUAUAUCUGGAAAUGAUCGAAAGUCAUGGCAAUAUUUUGAGAGAAUGAAUGAAUUAUUUGGAAAAUCAGGAUGGGCAAAUCCGAAAGCAACAGCAUCAGAUUCUGGACCUUCAUCUCUUGCAAAUUCAACAGAUGAAAAUAGCAAUAUCAAGAAACCUGCAAUUAAAAAAUUAAAAUCUGAUAAACUUUUAGAUGAAUUUGUGAAACAAAUGAAAGAAGAUAGACAGGAGAGAGAGAAGAAAAAAGAGGAAAGGCAAUUAAUUAUAUUGCAAGAACUAAAAGAACAAAAAGAAAAGAGAAAAUGGAUAUAAUGAAAACAUUCUGCGAAGCUAUUUCAGGCAAAAAAUUAUUUGACUAACUAUUUUUACAUGAAAGAUUUGAGUUCCUAUAUUGUGUGCAAUUUUUAAGUUAACUUUAUUGUAUUCAAAAUAUUUAUUUUUAGUCACUUUCUUCAUUUAUUUUCAUUUUAUAUUUUAUGUAUUUCUUGCUACUUACCAUUGUACUUACUGUGAUUUUAUUAAUUAUUCUGCGUUUUAAAAUAGAUAUGACAAUUGUGAUAUUGGUUUAAGCAUAAUAUCUAUGAACUUUAUUUUUUUUUAUGUAUGUUGUUUAAACAUAAUAUCUAUGUAUUUUAAAUUUUUUUUAUGUAUUUUUAUGUUUAAGUAUAAAGGUAUACUAGGAUAGGUGCACACAACAAUAAAAAAAUGUAAAGACUGAUUCAAAUUAAUUUGCAUACAUUUAUUCAUUUUUAUAAAGAUUUAGUUGAUGAGGAAAUAGUUUAUAAGAGUUAAUACAUUAAAAAGAUUUUAUAAAUUACGCAAAUACACGUUCAUUAUCUCUCAUUA